ACUUUCCAAUUUAUAACUUUCCCUCCUUUCUUUUAUUUUCUCACACUUUCCCGGAAAGUUCCAUUACCCUCAUCCUUCUCUAUCUCUCUUCUUUGACUCUUUCAUUCCCCUCUCUCUCUCUCUCUCUCUCUCACUGUGUUAUUGGGUCCCUCCCUCUCUUUAAUCUCUUCGUCAGGGUUAGGUAUUUGAACUCCAAACCAGCGACCCUUCUUUGACCAACUCGACCCCCCAAAUUUUCUCACCAUCCAAACAACACCACCCUUUAAUUCUCCAUCAAAACCCCCCAGUCCAUUAAUUCUCUCAUUCAUUUCGUCCAAUUUGUACUAUCCUUCUUCCUCUUGUCAAUAUGAAUGAUUUAUUUUCAGGCUCCUUCUCUAGGUUCCGGAACGAGGACCCCUCGCCGGACCACCACGUGAUUGAGAUGUCGUCUUCAUCGGCCACGGCGGCUACUAAUGGAGUCAAUCUCGAUAAGUUUUUUGAAGAUGUUGAAUCGAUCAAGGAAGAGCUUAAAGAACUCGAGAGGCUUCAUGAGAAUCUUAAUUCUUCUCAUCAACAGAGCAAGACUCUUCACAACGCUAAAGCCAUUAAAGACCUUCGAUCUCGAAUGGACUCCGAUGUUUCCCUCGCUCUUAAGAAGGCUAAGCUCAUCAAGGUUCGUCUCGAAGCCCUAGACCGAGCCAACGCCGCCAAUCGGAGCGUGCCUGGUUGUGGACCGGGUUCUUCGUCGGACCGGACUAGAACCUCCGUGGUCAACGGGCUCCGUAAGAAGCUCAAAGACUCCAUGGAGAGUUUCAACACUUUACGCCAACAGAUCUCGUCGGAGUAUAGAGACACCGUUCAACGCCGUUAUUUCACUGUCACCGGUGAAAAUCCUGACGAGAAAACCAUUGACCUUCUCAUCUCAACAGGGGAAAGCGAGACGUUUUUGCAAAAAGCAAUUCAGGAGCAAGGACGAGGGAGGGUUCUGGACACGAUAAAGGAGAUCCAGGAGCGUCACGACGCAGUGAAGGACAUGGAGAAGAAUCUGAAAGAGCUCCACCAGGUGUUUCUGGACAUGGCAGUUCUGGUCCAAGCUCAGGGAGAGCAGCUGGACGAUAUAGAGAGCCACGUGGCGAGAGCCAAUUCGUUCGUGAGGUCGGGAGCACAGCAGUUGCAGACAGCGAGGAAACACCAGAAGAAUACCCGGAAAUGGACAUGUUACGCCAUUAUUCUAUUGCUGAUCAUCAUCUUGAUUGUGAUUCUCAGUUUGAAGCCAUGGAAUUGGGGCGGCGGCAAUAGUGGCGGCGGCGGCGGCGGUCAAAACACUCCAUCUCCAGUUCCUGGCCAACGCUGAUUAGUCAACCAUGCGAGUCUUCUUUCCUUUCAUACUCCGCGCUGCAUCUUAGUAUAUUCCUCGUCUUAGACUUAGCCUGUUAUUAUUAUUGUUAUUGUUAUUAUUUUUUCUUUUUAUUUAUUUUUAUUACGUUACAUGCCUCUUUUUCUUUUCUCAUAGUAGAGUUUAUUUUAUGUUUUUUUGUUUGUAAUUAUAUUUGGAAUUUUGGAUUUUUUGUGUUGUUAUUUGUGUAUUCUUUCA
This is a messenger RNA of Humulus lupulus (European hop), 1573 nucleotides long. RefSeq names its product syntaxin-121. Gene Ontology annotation, biological process: vesicle fusion; intracellular protein transport; exocytosis. Gene Ontology annotation, cellular component: plasma membrane; endomembrane system; SNARE complex. NCBI's taxonomy places the organism in Eukaryota, Viridiplantae, Streptophyta, Magnoliopsida, Rosales, Cannabaceae. The coding region runs from base 347 to 1333 and encodes 328 amino acids. The transcript is spliced from 2 exons. The record is from RefSeq and is a predicted model, not a curated record. Gene Ontology annotation, molecular function: SNAP receptor activity; SNARE binding.